Messenger RNA from Rubroshorea leprosula, 735 nucleotides. Lineage: Eukaryota; Viridiplantae; Streptophyta; Magnoliopsida; Malvales; Dipterocarpaceae. The record is from the annotation of a GenBank genome assembly.
GUCGGCCACUCAACCUCUCCUUGAUAAUAGGUUCUCAAUUGCGCGCUGACUUUUCAUCAUCUCACUCGAUAGAUCAACGCCUCAGGUGCUGGAUGGGGGAUCUCCUUUGGUCCUCGCUCUGCUCCGUCUACGGUUCAUCUCAAGUUUCCGGUGCCGACUGCCGAGAAAGCGUAGAAUCGGAUCUAUUUUGGAUAGAUCUUGUUGCCGAGGAUUUGGGAUCUCCUCUUUCUCGGAAAAGGAAACUAUCGACUCACUCUCAUUUGGGAUCUCCUCCCUUUCCAACUUGGGAACUCUUUGCCGGGGACUGACCGUCUGGUAGCUUCUAUUGGGAUUUCCUUUCUUUCCAAUUUUGAUUUUCAUUUUUUCAGCUGAAUUCUGUCGCAGUUCUAUUGUUCUAAUGUCUAUGAAUACUUUCUUUUCCUGAUGGAUUAAAUAUUUUAAAAAUUAUUGAACUAAGAUGGAUUUUCAUUUUUUUUUUCCUUGAUUUUCAUUUUCAGGUGCAGUUUGUGUUUGCGAGUUCUCUUGGAAUUUUGCUAAUCAUGUGGUAUAGCCUUUUACAUUGGUUUUUGAGAAGAAUUUCUGUAUGAAUUAAGGAGUUAUUAGCUUGCCUAAUCCCAGUUCGAUUUCUUAAGCUAAUGAGUAUUUGAGAUUAUACUUCUUUGCAUCUUUUCCCCUGAAUGUCUCUAUGGAUAGCUUGUUUUUCCCUAAAUUCCAUAAUUAAGUCUAGAGAUCAAC